AUGCAAGAGCCAAGAUUCAUCGGGAACAAAGUUUUAGUCACUAAGGCUCGUUGGAUUCUACUGGAUGGCCAUAUAGAAAUGGUCCGUGACAAAUCUUCAGUAAACGUCAAUGGCGAUUCUUCCUACAGAGACACAUUCAGCAGCUCAGCGGUCAAAUAUAGCCAACCGGCGGUCAUAACAACAGUCACUCGGCAGAAGUCUCAAAGUCACGUUGGAGCCAACAAGCGGGCGGUAGCGGUUGUAUUUCAGUAA
This is a messenger RNA of Opisthorchis viverrini, 252 nucleotides long. RefSeq lists its product as hypothetical. The record is from RefSeq and is a predicted model, not a curated record. NCBI's taxonomy places the organism in Eukaryota, Metazoa, Platyhelminthes, Trematoda, Opisthorchiida, Opisthorchiidae. The coding region runs from base 1 to 252 and encodes 83 amino acids. The transcript has 2 exons.